This is a messenger RNA of Ostrinia furnacalis (Asian corn borer), 2589 nucleotides long. RefSeq names its product apoptosis-resistant E3 ubiquitin protein ligase 1. The coding region runs from base 220 to 2511 and encodes 763 amino acids. Lineage: Eukaryota; Metazoa; Arthropoda; Insecta; Lepidoptera; Crambidae. The record is from RefSeq and is a predicted model, not a curated record. The transcript is spliced from 16 exons. Gene Ontology annotation, cellular component: cytosol; cytoplasm. Gene Ontology annotation, molecular function: ubiquitin protein ligase activity. Gene Ontology annotation, biological process: protein polyubiquitination; negative regulation of apoptotic process; ubiquitin-dependent protein catabolic process.
UCCAGACUCCUGAGCCUGGACGUGUCAUCACUGGAAGAUGUGUACUGGCUGGAAGACCGGACGGCGCAGCAUGUGCUUGACCCCAAGGACUUCGGCGCGUGGUCGGCGGCGCGCCAGAGCCUACCCACCGGCAAGGAGGCGCUGCAGACGCUUAAAGGCGAGCUGUGGAGCGCCGUCGUCAAGAACAGCAAGCACCAGGACGCUUGGACGUGGGGCGGGAUGCUGGUGGUGUCGGUGUCCGUGUGCGGGCUGGUGACGCUGGCGGCCAUGACGCAGCCGUCGCUGGCGCCCGAGGCCAAGCACUCGCUGCUGCAGUACGUCACCGGCAAGUACCUGCACCCGCCCAGCUGCAGGGUGGAGUGGGGUUGGCAGGACCCGCACGUGGUGGGCGAGACCAUGUGCCUGACGGUGCUGUGCUUCCAGCGCAACGGCCAGCCCUACCCCAUCUGCGACACCGACGAGCUCACCGUCAUCGUCUCCCACGGCACCAGGAAGAUCACGCCGGUGCUGGAGCUGGGCUCGGGCGACCCGGCGCGGGCGCACACGGCGCGCGUCAAGUUCACCGUGCGCAUCGCCGGCCUCUACAUCAUCUCCGUCACUAUAGGGGGCGCGGGCGUCUGCGGCAGCCCGUUCCGGCGGCGCUUCCUGGCGGGCGCGGUGUGCGCGCGCCUGUCGCGGGUCGGCCGCGCCCACGCCGCGCUCGUGUGCACCGCCACGCACGACAAGACGCUGCACAUCCACCCGCGCGACCAGUACGACAACCCGGCGCCGCUCGCCGCCGCUGACGUCAGCGACUUCACAGCGAAGAUAAACCUCCUGGGGGAAGAAGAAGAUGAGAAGCUAUCGUCCAUGGUGUCGUUUGCAUACGACUCGGUGAACCAGCGCGUUAGUAUGGCGCUAUGCUUCCAAGAGCCCGGCGUGUACCUGGCGCGCGUGUCGUGCGCCGGCGUGCUGCUGCUGCACGGCCAGUUCCACUGCAUCGUGCUCACAGCGAGCGACACAGCCACAGUCUCCCGCAACAUGUCUGCCAAGCGGCACGGCGUGUGCUACGAGGCGCGGCUGGCCGGCGCCAAGCCUCGGCGCGUUCUGUGCUGCCUCAGCCCUAAGCAGCUCAUCGUCAAGGACUACAUCCUCAAGUUCAUCCCUAAGCGCAUCACCUCCUUCCGUCUGUGCCCGUCCACUAAGCUGAUCCUGGCGCCGCGGCCGCUGGGCGCGGGCCCGGGCGGCGAGUUCUGUGUGGAGGACGGCGUGCAGGCGCCGCUGAAGCUGUGGGCGCCCGAGCGCGACCUGCUCGCCGCCACCUUCACGCACCUGCUGCUGGCCAACUGCGGCGGCGAGGACACCUUCAAGAACAAGCAGGACUACUUCUACAGCGAGCUGCGCAAGCUGCACGCGCGGCACCCGCACGACAAGCUGGCCGUGCGCGUGCUGCGCGACCAGCUGUUGGCAUCCAGCCUCAAGGCCACCAAGCACUUCACGCGCGCCGACUGGUGCAAGAGUUUCGAUGUCACCUUCCAGGGAGAGCAAGGCGUGGACUGGGGCGGCGUGCGGCGCGAGUGGUUCUCAUUGCUGUGCGGACAGCUGUUCGACGCCAAGCUCGGGCUGUUCGUGUCCUUCCACGACGCGCCCGGCGGGCUCGUGCACCCCAACCCCAACCGCCCGCCGCACCUCAAGCUGAAGCACUUCGAGCUGGCGGGCAAGGUGGUGGGCAAGUGCCUGUACGAGUGCGCGCUGGGCGGCUCCUACCGGCAGUUCGUGCGCGCGCGCCUCACGCGCUCCUUCCUCGCGCAGAUCAUCGGCCUGCGCGUGCACUACCGCUACUUCGAAUCUGACGAUCCCGAGCUAUACCUGUCGAAGAUCAAGUACGUUCUGGAGACGGAUCUGGACGCGGCCGACGGCGUGCCCGAGCUGUACUUCGCCGACGACGAGUACGACGCCGCCGGCCGCCUGCGGGCCACGCGCGAGCUGCUGCCCAACGGCGCCAACAUACGGGUUCGGAACAGCACGAAGCUACAAUACGUGGACCUGCUGGCGCAGUGGCGGCUGGCCGUGCGGUGCCGCGCCGAGACCGACGCCUUCCUGCGCGGCCUGGCGCUGCUGGUGCCCGACAACCUGCUGGCGGCGUUCGACGAGAUGGAGCUGGAGUUGCUGGUGUGCGGUUCGGGCGAGCUGUCCGUGGCCGACUGGCGCGCGCACGCACGAGCGGCCGGCGGCGGCCGCGACUGGGAGCGCGUGCUCGCCUGGUUCUGGGCCGCCCUGCACGCGCUCACGCCGCCCGAGCGCGCCCGCCUGCUGCACUUCAGCACCGGCUGCAGCCAGCUGCCGCCCGGCGGCUUCCAGGAGCUGAACCCGCGCUUCCAGAUCACGCCGGCGCCCAACUUCGGCGCGCUGCCCACGGCGCACACGUGCUUCAACCAGCUCUGCCUGCCCGACUACGAUAGCUACGAGCAGCUCGUCAAGGCGCUGUUGUGGGCGAUCAACGAGGGCGGCGAGGGGUUCGGGAUGAUCUAACUUGUAUACACAUACAAUGUUUUACCACGACUCUAAGGCUGGUUUUAGAGUCACGCUGACGCACGCUGAACGUCAGCG